GAUUUAUAGCAUGUUUAUUUUACUGAACGUUGCACAUUUUCCUUUUGAAUGCAGCCCAGGUGUUACGUCAACAAUGUCCUCUGACCUUUCUGUGACCCUGACAGGCAUGAGAAGAGAACGGUGAGAAUGAGUCAGGAUUUCUGGGAGUACCAGGUCAAUGGGAACGUCAGCGCAGGGCCCAUCUCUGACAACUACAUCUUCAGUGCCAACGGCUCGGCUGUGAGGGCGUACAAGGCCGUCAAAAUGGAGAUUGUCCCUGGGAAGAUCGUCACGGAGAUCAGACAGUACUUCUACAGAGAGGAAGCAGAUGAGGACUACGCCUACUCUGUCACCACCAGAAUACCACAGAGUUUCCCCAGCGGCGGGCUGUGUUACAGGAUGGAGCAGAGCUACUCGCUGGGCCCCCUGGUGGUCAACACCGAGGCUGUCCUCAGGAUCAAGACCAGCCUGAAGAACAACAGGACUCUGUUCACCGACGACAACGGGUACCAGAUGAUGAAGAGGCCUUCCAGGACGUUCGUCAAUGAUACUGUUGCCAGAAACUACUACCCCAUGGUUCGAAUGGCCUACAUUGAAGAUGACUCUAGCAGACUGGUCCUCCUCAGUGAGAGAGCUCAUGGUGCAUCCAGCCAGAGUGAGGGAGAGCUGGAGGUGAUGCUCCACCGACGUCUGUGGAACAACCAGGAGUGGACUCUGGGUUAUAACCUGACCCUGAACGACAGCUCGGUGGUGAGGCCUGUCCUAUGGAUGACACUGGGCUCCCUGGCUGCUACCUCUCUCUACCAGAGGGAGGCGCUAGAACUGCAGCACCGACCUGUGGUCAUGCCCAUCGACAGGCCACAGAAGGCCUGGAGGAAGGAGCCUCGGACCGGAUCUCCGAUUCGCCCGUGGUCCUGCCUGACAACCUCCACCUGCUGACGCUUAGUGUCC
Oncorhynchus nerka (sockeye salmon) is the source of this 930-nucleotide messenger RNA. Its product is annotated as epididymis-specific alpha-mannosidase-like. Gene Ontology annotation, cellular component: lysosome. The transcript has 5 exons. Gene Ontology annotation, biological process: mannose metabolic process. Bases 127 to 918 code for a protein of 263 amino acids. The record is from RefSeq and is a predicted model, not a curated record. NCBI's taxonomy places the organism in Eukaryota, Metazoa, Chordata, Actinopteri, Salmoniformes, Salmonidae. Gene Ontology annotation, molecular function: alpha-mannosidase activity; carbohydrate binding.